AGUAUCCAAAAACUUUCUUCAUCAUCUAGCAACAACAAGACAGAUCAAUAUAAUCUAGAUUCUACUUUGAGUUCAAUUAUAAGAAGCAGGGCAGCAUGGGAGAGACAACCGGUGAUUUAGAUAUACAGUCAGAUGAAUUAACAGCAUUGUCAUAUUCUGAAGAUGUGAAGCCAGAGCCAACUACAGUAUUUUCAUCUUCUGCUAACAUAAAAACAGAAUUAUCAACACUUUUGACUUUCCAUGAUAUAAAACCAAACAUGGCAUUGAUAACUUCACAGGAUUUUAAAACUGAUGUUAUGCCAGAGUUUUUAUUUUCUAAAGAAACAAAAACAGAAUAUACAUUUUCAUCUUUUGAUGAUGUAAAGCACAAUAUGACAUUAGUAACUUCUCAAGAUGUAACAACAGGAUUUUUACUUCAUAAAGAUAUAGAGCUUGAUGUAUCAACAGUAUGUACAAGAUCUGAAGAUAUAAAAUCAGAAUUAGCAAUGUUAUCAACUCAUGAAAAUAUAAAACCAGAUCUAUGGACAAAAUUUGUAGAUUUUGAGGACAAACAACAAAAUGGACUAGAGGAAGAGCUACAACUUUCUGAAGAAAAAACAAAUCUGUCUGUUGAUGGUAAAGAACAGUUUUUUCAAAGCUUUAACUUGAAUAAACAUAAACAAGCUCAAGUAGGGGAAAAGCCUCUUGAAUGUGAUGCUUGCCAUAAAAGGUUUUCAGACAGUUCUAGUUUAAGUAAACAUAAAAAAGUUCAUUCUGGAGAUAAGCCACAUGAAUGUGAUGUUUGUCAUAAAAAGUUUUCCAACAGUUCUUCUCUAAGCAAACACAAAAAAAUUCAUUUAGUUGUUAAGCCUGAUGAAUGUGAUGUUUGUCAUAAAAAGUUUUCAUACAGUUCUGCUCUAAGCAAACACAAAAAAAAUCAUUUAGUAAAUAAGCACAAUGAAUGUGAUGUAUGUCAUAAAAAGUUUUCCAACAGUUAUACUCUAAGCAAACACAAAAAAACUCAUUUAGUAGUUAAGCCCUAUGAAUGUGAUCUUUGUCAUAAAAAGUUUUCAUACAGUUCUACUCUAAGCGAACACAAAAAAAUUCAUUUAGAGGUUAAGCCUUAUGAAUGUGAUCUUUGUCACAAAAUGUUUUCAGACCGUUCUAAUUUUAUUAGACACAAAAGAGUUCAUUCAGGAGAUAAACCAAAUGAAUGUGAUGUUUGUCAUAAAAAGUUUUCAUAUAGUUUUACUUUAAGCGAACACAAAAAAAUUCAUUUAGGGGUUAAGGCUUAUGAAUGUGAUGUUUGUAAUAAAAAGUUUUUACACAGUUCAAGUUUUAAUAGACACAAAAAAGUUCAUUCAGGAGAUAAUCAAAAUGAAUGUGAUGUUUGUCAUAAAAAGUUUUUACGCAGGUCAAGUUUUAAUAGACACAAAAAAGUUCAUUCAGGAGAUAAUCCAAAUGAGUGUGAUGUUUGUCAUAAAAAGUUUUCUUCAUACAGUUCUGCUCUAAGCAAACACAAAAAAAUUCAUUUAGGGAUUAAGCCUUAUGAAUGUGAUGUUUGUCAUAAAAAGUUUUUACACAGUUCUAAUUUUAAUAGACACAAAAGAGUUCAUUCAAGAGGUAAUCCAAAUGAAUGUGAUGUUUGUCAUAAAAAGUUUUCUUCAUACAGUUCUGCUCUAAGCAAACACAAAAAAAUUCAUUUAGGGAUUAAGCCUUAUGAUUGUGAUGUUUGUCAUAAAAAGUUUUUACACAGUUCUAAUUUUAAUAGACACAAAAGAGUUCAUUCAAGAGGUAAUCCAAAUGAAUGUGAUGUUUGUCUUAAAAAGUUUUCAUACAGUUCUGCUCUAAGGGAACACAAAAAAAUUCAUUUUGUAGUUAAAGCCUUAUGAAUGUGAUGUUUGUCAUAAAAAGUUUUCAUACAGUUCUGCUCUAAGCAAUCACAAAAAAAUUCAUGUAGUAGUUAAGCCUUAUGAAUGUGAUGUUUGUCAUAAAAAGUCAUUACAGACUUCUUGCUUAAGUAAGCACACAAAAAAAUCAUACAGGAGAUAAAUUCUAUAAAUCUGAUGUUGCUCAUGAAAAUUUUACCCAUAAGAGUGUAUGACAUUUUUAAAAAUUGUUGAAGCACCAACAGAAUCGACAUUUUAAUCUCCAAUUCAUUUAUAAUAUGUAUAUAUUAAAAAAAGGAUAGCAUUUUUGUAUAUAUGCAAAUACAGCUAAAUUAAUAUUCAUUGCAUACAUUUAAAUGAAAAUAAAAGAUAAUAGCAGACUAUUAUUAAUAAAUUAUAAUAGUAAAAUUACCCAAUUUAGACCAUCCUUGUGGUUGAACAUUUAUAGUUGAUCUUUUUUCU
Molecule: messenger RNA, 2330 nt
Organism: Physella acuta
Lineage: Eukaryota; Metazoa; Mollusca; Gastropoda; Physidae
Product: zinc finger protein 883-like
Biological process (GO): regulation of transcription by RNA polymerase II
Molecular function (GO): DNA-binding transcription factor activity, RNA polymerase II-specific; RNA polymerase II cis-regulatory region sequence-specific DNA binding
Source: RefSeq, a predicted model, not a curated record